This is a messenger RNA of Funneliformis caledonium, 939 nucleotides long. The record is from the annotation of a GenBank genome assembly. NCBI's taxonomy places the organism in Eukaryota, Fungi, Glomeromycota, Glomeromycetes, Glomerales, Glomeraceae.
AUGCCACCAACAUUGAUUUCACCUUCGGAAAAUGAUUAUAUUCUUCGAGGAGUUGAUGCUAAUAUUCGUGCGGACGGCAGGGGACGUCUUGAUUAUCGUCAAGUAAUAUUGGAAACCGGUCUUAUAACGCAGGCUAGUGGAAGUGCUCGUUGUAGGCUGGGAGAAGGAACCGACGUAUUAGUUGGUGUUAAAGUUGAGCUCGGUGCAAUAGAAUUAGAUGGUGUCGAAGAAGAUGUUGCCGAGAUAAAGGCUAAAAGGGGAAGAGUUAUCUGUAAUGUCGAAUGUUCUCCAAUUGCUUCACAACAAUUUGCAGGUCGAGGAGCUGACGAUUUCAAUAUUGAGCUCACCCAGAUGUUGGAUCGUGUAUUGAAUGGCCCACAAAGUGGUUUGGAUCUUGAAAAACUAUGUAUCAUCCCCGGACAGCAAUGUUGGAUUGUUUACAUUGAUGCCAUAGUUUUAGACUAUGCUGGGAAUUUAUUAGAUACAAUAUUUAUGACCACACGAGCCGCACUUUAUAAUACAAAAGUACCAAAAACAAUUAUACAGGACAUCGGUGAUGGAGAAAUAGUAUUCGAUAUAUCAGAUGACGUUGAAGGAUGGGAGAGAAUUGAAGGCUGGGAUAAGGUUCCAGUCGCCAUCACUUUGAAUAAGAUCGGAUCGCGUCAUAUCGUUGAUGCCACUCCACUAGAAGAACUUACGACAGAAGCUAAACUGCUUGUAACAGUGAACAAAAAUGGUAAAGUUUGUGGACUUCAGAAAAGUGGAGGCGGAAGCAUAGAUCCAAGUCUACUAAAUGAAAUGGUGCAGACAGGACGAUCGUUAGGUCAAAGUUUGAUAAAAAGUUUGGAUGAAAUGGUCCGACGGGAAGAAAAUGAUAUUAAUUUGAAGCAAUCGCGAAGAGAACGUGUAGAGAAACUUGGAUUUUUCGCUGCGACAUAG